UAACCCCCAUUGACUGGGCUCCUACAUUCAUUUCUAUUCUAUAUUCUAUAUUCUAUAUAUAUAUUUAAAUAUAUAUCAACGUCGUCGUUGCCACAAUGGCGACUCUGGGAGCGACACCGGCCCUUCUGGCCUCCUUUUUCUUUGGUAUAUUAUUUAACGCGGCGUCGGCUGGCCUGGUUCUAUAUGUGAUAGGCCAUGGCUCAGCCAUAUUUCGGGACGGCCUGAGGCUGGUCCUCAUAAUGUUUCUGGCGUGUUCCGCGGCUUGGGCAUUGGUCGAAUUUCUCGCCACUAUUAUUGAACCGACAGCUCCAACCACAUGCCAAGUCGCAGUAAUAUUCUCAUCUCUUUUCGACCAGCUAGGGAGGUUCUUGAUCGAGCAGUACCUGGCGUGGGCAACACAAACUAAGGGGACGAAGACUAUCUGGUCUGUUAUAUUGCAGGUCUUACUUCUCGGCCGGUUUGGGAUUGGCAUGGCAUUUGUAGGAUUGUCGAGGAGCGAUUUUAAUCCUACAUGCGUGCCCGUAUCUAGCGUGUUACCUCUCGCCAUUGUCACCAUCGUGGUAGAUGUUGUGAUAGUCGGGUUGGUUCUUAUUCAAGUUUUGUCGCUGAGCUCGACCGAGAACCAGGCGACCACUAACCACAAAAAGUGUGUCAUGUUAGUCAUUGUAGGGUUGGUAAUAUGGUUCGCGAUGAGUGCCACCCUUCUCUUAGGUAUGACUACAACGGAUUUGGUCUUCAAGACGACGCUUCCUGCUCUUGGAUUGGCAAUUCUAGUUGCUUUGGUUACCGUCCUCUCAGGGACACUUGUUGCACCUCGAGGCCCACCACCGCCACGACCAGAUUCUCCUACUGCUCGAGAUAUCAGUAGGGAUAGAGACUUGUCAUCUUCAGAUUCCGCGGAGUAUCCCCCAUCCCGUUACGAGGAUGUGAAGGGUACAAACACAAGGAUCAUAUCUGCAUAUAUCCCUCAAAAUGGCGCUGCCCCUGGCUUUGGUGGCCUUUCAAGCCAAGAGAGUAGAAAGAAAAGUACGAAGGGGAAUGUUUGGAGCAAGGCCGUGGCAGGAAAGGUCUCGAUAUCGAACCCGAUACUCAUGGAAACCAACGGCAUGGCAAAUCCUCUUAAUAGAAUGCCAACGAUCGACCUUGCUACGGCUGCAAAUAACGAAAAGGAGCGGCGAACCAAAAUAGCACAAAGUACCUUGCCUCUCACCGCACAGCAGCCAGCUCCUCAGCCGCCAAAUCUCCUGAGAGAAGAAAGCAUGCUUAAUCGGGAGGCGAGUCUUAGGCGAAAAGAAAUACGAGCUUCAUCGACUACAUUGGAAAGAUCCCUGUCAACCAAGACCUCGAAAACAUCUGGGCGGCUAUCUGUCGAAGUCAACGCAUCUUCUACAUCCUCACAGUUGUCACCCGGCACUGACAAGAUAAGGAGGAGGUCGCCGCGUCAACUUCCCCCGCCAGUCCCAACUACGUUCCAGCCAAUUCGACCCGGCGAACCUAUUCGUAUACCCAUCCCAAGGACCCAAGAUUUGUCUCAAUCUUUGGAGAGUCCGGACACUCCCGACCCAGUCAAAACCCCACUCCAAAGACGCCCGACAACGGGACUUCCGUCGAAUCCACGUGCCCAAGCAAUGAAGCCCGUGACGAAAGAACUUGACAACCAGAGACAGGAAACUAUCAUGUUCGUUAAUAACAUCGUCUAUGAUGAUCCCAAUACGGUGAUCGAUAUUGUACAAGGAGCUUCGAAAACGCCGAUAACUUCCAUGGACUCUGCUGACUCGGUUGUCAACCGUCCACGCCCGAUCCCAAGAAAAGGAGACAAGGAUCGGCAAGUAUUUCCCGCUGAGUUAUCGCCUAGUCAAACCCACAAACGUUCAAAAUCUAGUGGAUCGAUUGCGAGUAGGAAGUCUAUCCUUAGGUCUAUGCCUGGUAGCCCUACUUUGUUGCCCCCAUUACCACCACCACCUAAAAGUGCCGGCAACCCGUUGCGGCCGCAUCCCAAUGACACGAAGAGUAUGACUUUUGACGAGAAAAUGGAUAUCCUGUAUAUCACUCCACUUAGCGCUCCAUCGACGAUGGGCAAAAAGCGAUCUGUGGUGCCUGAGGUUCCCCCUUUUCCCGUAACACAUGCGGAUGCACAACGAUCUGAUGGCGAGGGUGUCCUGGAUCCCGAAGCCAACGGUGACAGGAGGGUAUCCAAAGUGACUGAUAGAAGCUCAAUACGAACCACGAGCAUUCUCGGUAUUGACGAAGUUCCCCGAUUAUCUACAUAUCAAGACGUUAGCUCCCGCAACGCAGCCGACGAAUUGGGGCAAUCUUGGCUACCUGGAAUCUCCGCUGGGAACGAAAGACAGCCACGCAUACCGCAAGAUAAGAAGAACCGCAGAUCAUCCCUGGCAAUUCCGGUAGGGAGUCAUUUCAGCGUAUCAUCCAUGAGAAGCGAAAAUAAGACCGUGGAUGAAGAUGCGGCCACUAUAUGGGGCUCUACAUAUUCGCCAAUUUCUACAGAUGCUAUUGCUAUUCAGCAGUCACGACUAAUCGCACGGUCGACCUACAUUGGCAAGGAUUCCCGUAGCUCUAAGAAAUCCACAGAACAAAAUACCGGUCUCAGCACAUCUAGCAAAGCCAGUAGAAUUACUUCCAAUCGUCUUGAGCAUCCCAGCAGCAGCCAGAAGACUCCUAACACUGGGGACGACAAAGCCACAUUAGAGGUCACUACCGUUCAAGUCGACAACUCUCGCCCUUUCCACCAUCGAAUAGGCGAUGCGUGCCCUACUUUCUCUACUAGAAAGGAUAAGGGUCGAUUUAGAAAGAUGCCUCCACCGCCCCUCCUAACUCUUAACGGGAGGAGCACCAAAAAAACGAUCUUGGUACAGACUGCGGAGCCUUCGCCACUUGAGUCGCCUGAGAUUGCGUAUCAGAUGAUUCAAGCUCAACUACAGCGGUUCGAGCAGCCGAACCGUGAGUCGGUGGAGGAGAACCAGGGGCAAGGCCUUGCGCUAUUGGAAAACUUGGAGCGCGAGAUGGGACAAUUAGAGGACAAGUGGCAAUCCUCGCAGAACCGCCUUGACCGUGACUCAAUGUCGAGCAUUCGAACCUCUCCGAGCGAAUCUCGGAAAAUAUCUAUGGUGGUUGAACGUAGAGCUUCCCGAAAAGUAUCACCACAUAAUAGCGUUGUGCCAUCGAAAAUGGAAGAAAUCACGGUUACACCCGACUUGGUCAUGAAGCAAGAUAACCUUCAUUUUCUACCUGUUUCCAAGACUUCAUUGGGAAACCUAACCCCCCCUGAUACUGAUAAGUCUGGCUACGAAAACGAAAUAUCUAAAACUUCACAACUCUCAAGUUCAACAGUUAUUGAGUCGGCUACUCAUGUGCAUGCACUCUGGAGACCACAGUCACCUAUUCAAUGCCCGGUAGAUUCAGGUCUUUGGGCAGGAUCAGCCAAGAAAUCCCAAGUUCAUGUCGAUGAGCUUCCAGGCCUGUCGGUGCGCCCUGCGAUCAGGAAGACUGAGGUCUACUUGACUAUCAAGAGUUCAUGGCUGUGGCGACAACCCGCUGAGACCAAAACUUCGACGGCUUCGAAUGGCUUAUGGAAGGGCAACACGCCUUCGCGACUUGCGAAGCCUACGUCUACUGGUCCAGUUGUUACUCGCCCCCUCACCAUCCGUCCUCCCCGCAGGAGCAGACGCAUGACCCUCUUACCCGAUAUUUUGGAAAAUCCUAAACCUUUACCACAUCAACGUGGAAGUCUGGGCAUUUUUCAGUUUCCUUGGGGGGAGAAGAGUGAGCAUGCCACUAUCCAGCCCCAUUCUAGUCGAAUGGCCAUGCCGGGCACCAUGACUACUGGUAGCCUCGUUGCCAGUGCUUCCCUAAAUAUCAAACCAACCCAAAUUGACGCCGAAGAGCUCACAACAUCGUUCUUUGACGAUUAUGAAGCCGAAGAAGAAGGUGACAAUCUAUACGAAUUCUCGGAUAGCGACGGCGAGGGAGAUGAUUUUGACGAGACAACCCUCUGGGAGAUCGCAAGCUUGCUCAAAACCAGGAACUUGCCUUCAAAGGACAUCCCAUCUCCUUCACAGCAGCAGACCCCAACCUCGACCAGCUCUCGUAUGUCCGCUGGUAGUGCUGUUGAGAUGUUGAUUGAAGACUACCGUGAUGAUGGUAUGGUUCUAGAGGAACCCAUCCCUGUAGAUGUCUCAUACAACUCAACGGCUGUACCAACAUUAGCUUCAUCUCUGCUUUGGGCCGCAUGCCCAGAGUUUUUGGGUAUGCAUGUCUUCGGAUUGCCACAGCCAGAACCAGAUGCGUGGAAAUUUUAUACCAUAGGCAAUACAGAAACGAAGAGAUACGCCCCCCAUAUCAAGGACUUUGCUCCCAUCAGUAGUAACGAAUUAUGGAAACCAAGGGCCAAAGAAGUCAAUUUGGCAACAAAUAAAGCGCUGCUCUGGAGUGGAAUUGCACUAGCUCUGCCUCUGCGGACGAAAGCCACCAAUCCUCGUGCCAACUCCUCAUUACUAUGGACACGGCCUAAGACCAUAUCAGAGUCAGAGACGUCAAGGUUAUUUGAUAUCAGUAACUCUAGGGCAGACUAUCGUAAGACGUCGAAGGAUCCUGUUGCUCUACGACUAGUUAAGAAAACUUAUGCAGUGGAGAUGUCCCUUGAGACAUUAAGCUCAAAUAGCCUAUGGGGUGUAGAGAGCAACAAAAAACCCUCAUUGCUGUGGGAACCUCCCAUUAACGUUCAGUUCAUUGAGCAUGAUGGGCUCUUCAGCAGUAAUACCUCUAGAUUGGAGUAUCGUAAAACUGCCAAGGAAGCUGCCGCUAUCUCUAUGAAAAGCGCUCGCCGCACAAACGAGGAGCCGCUAGGGAUUCUGAAGACAAACAGUCUAUGGUCUAAUGAAUACGAAGCCCCUCUGGAUGAUAUUCAUCUUCCUCGAUUAUUUACGCCCAGUUACUCCAAAUUGGCUUCCCAGCCGGCCAAAGCAAAUAUCGUGUCCCGAACCCAAGCCAAUUCAUUGUGGGAGAAGCUAGAAACGACCCCAGAACCUGAAUAUAAAGGCCUAUUUAAUGUAAACGUCACGAGGAAUGACUACCGGAGAUCUUCCAAACUCCCGGCCGCGAUUAACGUAAACCGAAGCGCUCGAAAGCCGAAUACGGAAGAUCCUCUGAAUAUUUUGAUAAGCGCAAAGCUCUGGGAAGUGCGGUGUGAGCCUAGUUGUGUGCCCAUCUCCAAUCCGAUAUCAUUGUGGAGCAAGACUACCGCUUCGACGCUUAGCACACCCAGCUUAUUCCAACUCGACUCAAGUCGGAAGGUCUAUCGAACUACUUCAGCUCUGCCGGCCGCACUCAAAAUGGCCCGAAAACCACGUUUCAAUGAUAAGCCGCUUGCAAUUGCAUCGGCCCACUUAUGGACUAACAGACAGGCUACCUCAGCCGGAUUAAACUGGAUCUCGAUCUCUUCUAUACGCCCUGAGAGUCCAUCUAUCGCUUCGGCGUCUACAGUGAGCAGCCACUUUGGUACGAUGACAGCCCUGCGGGCUUCCUACCCACGAGACUGGGAGGCAGCUCUUCAGGUUGCUAUCAAGGCAAGUCAGGCCACACCAAGGUUCGCUCGCAAAGCUGCGUCACCCCGAGACUGGUCCACUGCACUUCACAAAGCUAUUAUGGCUUCUCGCCCUCAAUUGAGGUUCUCGAGAGGUCAAGCUCUGCCAGCUCAAUGGGGGGCUGAACUCGAGGAAGCCAUAGCUAGAAGCCAGCCACCUAAGGUCAACAAAUUCGAUGUUGCUGUCCGGCAUCCUGUGUAUAUGGGAUCACUGGAAACGACGGCGGGAGCAGUUCAUCCAGCAAUCGGGCCAGGGCCAGAUACAGCAUUUAUGCUCUGGACUAAUGGACAGAAGACAAAGAGCGCUGUUGUGAAGGCUGUGAAGGGAUUAUGGACUCCUUCCAUUAAAAGUACCUCAGAUAUACGCAUAAAACUACCUUUUGGCAGUGAAGUUGUGCAUGUUAACUCACGUAAAAGCAAGACAGCGCCGACUUCCGAAAUGGAAGUUGAAGCUGACUUCGGUGGGCAAGGUUUAUGGAAGCGUGGAGAGAGGGGCAAUUCUAGGAUUCCUAAUAGGGACUGGCUCGAUGACUCGAUGAAAAAACGGUUUACACGAGUUGAAUUAAGGUAUUGAGUGGCUAGGUUUUGGAAAAGUAGAAGGAGGGGGAUGUUUAGGAAUACGAAAUUUCCUUGCGCGAUAUUGUAUUUUGCUAUCCAGCGGCAAUACUUUGUAUAUAUGUCGGUAUAUAGGUAUGUACCUGCCUACAUAAUGUAGGAAAGGUUAGGUACCUAGUAUGUAACUUCAGCUUACUCCGUCUUACUCGAAGCUGGGCCAUCUCUGCCAGCUCCAAUCUCGCUCAUUGAAU
Molecule: messenger RNA, 6405 nt
Organism: Hypoxylon fragiforme
Lineage: Eukaryota; Fungi; Ascomycota; Sordariomycetes; Xylariales; Hypoxylaceae
Exons: 3
Coding region: 96-6173 (2025 amino acids)
Source: RefSeq, a predicted model, not a curated record